This is a messenger RNA of Uranotaenia lowii, 2671 nucleotides long. RefSeq lists its product as uncharacterized. Gene Ontology annotation, molecular function: protein binding; DNA-binding transcription factor activity, RNA polymerase II-specific; RNA polymerase II cis-regulatory region sequence-specific DNA binding. Gene Ontology annotation, biological process: regulation of transcription by RNA polymerase II. The coding region runs from base 960 to 2480 and encodes 506 amino acids. Lineage: Eukaryota; Metazoa; Arthropoda; Insecta; Diptera; Culicidae. The record is from RefSeq and is a predicted model, not a curated record. The transcript has 2 exons.
CCGCCGACAACCAAUUCAUUCGUCCACAUGGCGUCAAACGGUGCACACGAUUGUUUCAAGCUCUCCGAUCGAGGCGAGGCUGUUACAACGGUGGCCAAUCAUUAUUACUUGGAUUUAUAAUCACAAAAGAGAACCGGCCAGUUAGUUAAUUAACUUCCACACGAUUGAAGUUGAGUGAAACAAAUCUAGCUAAACUGUUGGAUUCCUGUCAAUAUAAUCAAAUUAUAUGGAAUAAUUUAUGCGAUCACAAGUGCAAAGCACUUGUCAGCCCCCACAGGAUUGAUGGAUAGUUUCCGAGAUUAGAGGAAAAUUAGUGUAGUGUGGGAAAGGUUUCAGAACGGAUUAAUUUCGAUGCUGGCGGGUGUUUGACCGCGGGAAAUUUGAUUUGGAAUCAUUUAAAGAAGAUAAUUUCAAAGUGGCAACUAUUUGUGGCGAAGCGCUAUGUGAUGCAACCGAUUAUGAUCUGGUGUUGGUUUUAGGAAAACAGAACAAUUGCAUCGGACAAUUCCCAAGUGACAAUCAAAAUCAAUUGACCAAAAGGACCACCUCGCGUAAAACAAUCGGACUUGUGUGGUGAAUCAGUGAAAAUUAAUUCAAUUUGGCAUUCCAAUUCGCGCGCAUCGAUUGCGGUUCAAAUUUGAUUUUUGUGACCUCGGGGAAUUCGACGAGGCAAAAAUUUGUGCAAUGCAUUGGAACAAUUCUGUUUGUUUCCAGCUAUAAAAAAAACGAUUGACCCGUUGCUCCGAUUCAUGCAAAAAUAAUGGUUUACUCUCAAAAUGAAAUUGCUGGGGCAGCAGAAAAGGUGGAAUACAAUCAAAUAAGCGAUAAAUAGAAUAAAUUUUCAAUUAUGCGGCUUCGUCUGAGUUGUGGCAAAAAAUAUUGAACCACAUUGGUGAGCGAAUGGAUGCAUGUGGCUGCAAACCAUAUUGAAGUUAUCAUAGCGCAGUCAAUGUGAAAAAAUGUUUACAAAUUGGUUGGCACCACCCUCAGCCUCCCUGCCUCCGGAUACAGUCAUAGAGGUAGGCUCACCCCCUUUCACUCGAUACGCCGCCCAUAGUGCAUUGGUUUCGGCUCACAGUGGCUACCUGAGGGCCGCACUUCGUUCGGAAAGAUCCACCGGAAGCACCGAAACGGUACCCAUAUAUGUCCCAAAUGUGACCGCAGAUCAAUUCACACCACUGCUCACCUACAUGUAUACCGGAUUUUUAGAUCUCAAUAUUGAAAACAUUUUCGGUGUUCUACUGGCCACGCAUAUUCUUCACAUGCCACGAGCCCUAGAAUUGUGCCGAGCUUUCCUUUCUGCCACACAGACGGAAAACUAUUUCAACGGACUCACAGCUUUGUCUGCAGCAGCUUCAAAUGUCCCCAACAUAUCGAAACAAAAACCAGAACUGGAAAAUAGCAAAGUAGUACGACCGAUUGCCAGCAAAGCCACCGGGAUUGGAUUAAAUUUCAUUGCUCCUCCUGCAUCUCACAUUUUACUUCCGAGCAUUCAUACGCCAUUCAAAAGCUUGUCGACUGUCGGACCACCAUCCACUUUUGGAGAAAAUACUGAAAACUCAAGUCCAUCUCUAGAGAUUUCCGAAAUGGUAGAAGUAACAGAAGAGGUAGAACCAAUCGAAAAACCACCAAAAAGUACUGCUGAUCAACCAUCGACAAAAUCCCCUAAAGAACCGAGCCAGAAACGACAAUCAACGAAAGCUUCAAAACGUACGAACAUCUCAACAAAAUCUGAGUCAACAAUCAUCGCUACGGGUAAUCCCAUCUCAAAAGAUAACAACAGUAAUACCACCGCAGAUAAAGGUGUGAUCAUUGAUAUCGCAAGCUGUGAUGGACCUGUCCGAUUCCGGCGUGUCCUUAACGAUAGCUACGGAAUGAACAGUCCCACCAACAGCAAUACAAUUUGUGCGCCAAACGAUGAACUCAAAAAUCGCUAUAUGAGUUCAUCGUUCCAUCAACAGAUGGUGCGCAACAUCAAUGAACGGCGACUGACUGCCGGCGAAAGCUACAAUUCGAAGGACGAAAAUAGCCAAGACAACAACCAUGCACAUCAAAGUUCAUCGACAACAUCCAGUUCAUCGACAUCUGGGGGAGGAGGCGGCGAAUCGACCAACUCAACGGGAACUGUGUACAAUUGUGUUUAUUGCAAGCACACGUUCAAAUCGCAGUACUGCUAUCAAAAGCACGCCAAACGUCAUCUGAUUCCAUUGAGUUUGAAUGCAACAAUGCUGACCGAUGAACUGGCCGCCCAACAACAACAGCACAUGGCCGUAGCUCAACAGGGUCAAAACAUGGAAAAGGAAAAGGACAAUCUGACUGUACGUUUUCAAUCAAAAGCUGCCGCUAACAAGCGGGAAGUGAAACCGCUGGACAUGAAUGUCCAGUACUAUCCGUGUAAAACAUGUGGCAGUAAAUUUCCUAGUUACUAUUUUGUGCACAAGCACCGGAAAAUGUGUCAUGCCGACGAAGAAGUAUUGUAGAGAUCAGUGACAACUUAAUUUAAGUGAUUAUGGAAAUUGAAGUGAUCAAAAUAUAAUAAGUAUUUAAAAGUUAGACGCUAGAGUAGCAUUGUCCGUGCAUAACACAGGGUUCUUGAGUAAACUCAAAUUCACACGCAUAUCACUAUUUAGUAAACUAAUAAAUAUCGCAAAUAUAUUCUACUAUACCUUAC